This is a messenger RNA of Cephus cinctus (wheat stem sawfly), 916 nucleotides long. RefSeq lists its product as uncharacterized. The record is from RefSeq and is a predicted model, not a curated record. The transcript has 3 exons. Lineage: Eukaryota; Metazoa; Arthropoda; Insecta; Hymenoptera; Cephidae. Bases 269 to 916 code for a protein of 215 amino acids.
CUAACGCUACUGCCAUCUAACGAAUAACGCUUCAAGUAUACUCGCUCUGUAUUCGAGCUCUGAUUGGUUGACGGCUACGAAUCAGAUUACGUUGUUCAUUAAAGCGGGAAUUACUUUAAUGCAUAAUAUGAAUGCUAUUGGAUGCUAUUUUCAGCCAAUACGAGGACGCAUUCGUACUUCGAAUUUUACCAACCGCCAACGUUAUAAAAGUAUUUGAACGCAGCCCUCUUGUAGUGCUUUGCAGGACUUAGAUAAAAUAGUUUUAACAAUGAGCAUUGAUACUGAGUCUGUUAAAAACAUUGCUAAACAUUUAAAAGAAAUUGCUGAGAACGUACGAAUAGAACGUAUUAAAGAUCUCACUCAUAGUACGCAAAUAAAUUCGACGGAUUUCAAUAAGACAGAAGAUUUGUAUGUUAGUAACAAUGCGGAUGAGCAAUUGAUUCUGCUUAAGACUAAAUCAUCAGAGAUACAUGAUAAGUGCAGCGAUUUAUUACAUCAAAUUAAUUCCAUAACAAUUAUGCAAGAAAAGGCUUUGAUGGUAUUGGAAAGUAAUCAUAAGAGACACAAAAUGUUUGAUGGACAAAUGGAAAUCUGUCGACAAGCUUAUGAUUCCUUGAAAUCUGAUAUAGUCAAGAAAAAUCGUAAUAAAAUUAUGCCAAACGGUUGUGCUUUUGAAAAACUGGCGGAAUUAAUAGGAAAACGGGAUAAACUUAACGAGAAGCUUGCAUCCCUAAGGAAAACAAUACGCGAGGAUUCGUCAAGAUUAACUGAGGUCAAUGAGCAGAUAUUCCAGCAAAGCAAAGAGAAUAAAUUAUUGCUGAAGAAUCUGCGCAGCCAGCUCAAGAAUUUGGAAGUACAGCGCAAAGAUGCUGCUACUAAACUGGAGCAGCUUCAGAAGGUAGAUACUAAUGUUUAA